AUGUCCUCCAGAGCCUCUCUCAAGCUAGCCACCAGGGCCAUCUACCAACAGAGGCGCUCUUUUGCCGCCACUUCCUUCGCCAGAAACGCCGCAUUUGAGCCUGCCCUCGCCCCAGGCGUCUCUCCAGCGUACGAUGCUGCCCUCGCCUUCAUCUCCGCCCACCAAUCCAAGACUCUUGCCAAGCUCGAGUCUUUCAAAUCUCAAUUUCCCUCCUCUCCCUCCCCCGAACAGCUUAAACAACUAGACAAGCUCGAGAUUGAAGCCUACGCGAACGACCCCGCCGUCAGACGGACGUUCAAGGAGAGCAAUGGGGAAGGCGCGAUGGACAAAAGAAUAAUGCGAUGGAUGGGGGAGAAGAAGUGGACGAAGGACGGAGGACUGGAUCUGUUGAUGCAGAGGGCGCUGCAGAUGAACGUCGUGCCAGACCUGUUAGCCGAAAUCCCUCCCACAGCACCCCUCACUGUUUCCCUCUCCGCCCCCAUCAUCCCUGGUACUUUCCAGCUCCCAUCAUCAUUCUCCCAACCCCCACAAAUCACCCACCAGCUCUUCCACCACCCCACGCUCCCCACAGCAUCGUCUCCCAACCCCACUGCCCUCCACACUCUCCUGGUCAUCGACCCAGAUGCGCCCAGCCAUGAGACCCACUCUUUCAACGAGCGUCUCCUCUACAUGAAGACCGACGUUCCUCUGUCAGUAGUCGACGGUCAAGUCAACCUCACAGACAAGGCUGUUGGCAAGGAGAUUCUCGCUUGGGAGUCUCCUGCGCCUGAGCAAGGAACUCCCUACCACCGAUACGUCGUCCUUAUCUUUAGGCAGACAUCCCCUUCCUCCGUCUCCACCGUCUCCCGAGAGCCUUUCAGCCUUCGAUCAUUCCUCUCUGAGCAAGAUCUCACGGCUCAAGCUCUCACUGGUAUCACCCUUUUCCGAGCAGAGUGGCAGAAGGAGGAGGACGAGUUCAUCAACUCGGUGUUUAGGGAACAGAGGGGCGUGGCUGAGGGUGCGCCUGUCUAUAGCAAGGUGCCCAAGGAGGUCAGAUAUGGUUACCCUAUGAAGGCGAAGCAGAGGCAGAAGGAAGAGAUUAGGGAGCAAAUCUUUGAGGAGGUUAUGAAGGAUUUGGAGAGUGCUGGGGACAAGACUGUCGCGUGA
This is a messenger RNA of Cryptococcus wingfieldii CBS 7118, 1146 nucleotides long. RefSeq lists its product as hypothetical. The transcript has a single exon. The coding region runs from base 1 to 1146 and encodes 381 amino acids. The record is from RefSeq and is a predicted model, not a curated record. NCBI's taxonomy places the organism in Eukaryota, Fungi, Basidiomycota, Tremellomycetes, Tremellales, Cryptococcaceae.